Zophobas morio is the source of this 1040-nucleotide messenger RNA. RefSeq lists its product as uncharacterized. NCBI's taxonomy places the organism in Eukaryota, Metazoa, Arthropoda, Insecta, Coleoptera, Tenebrionidae. The record is from RefSeq and is a predicted model, not a curated record. The transcript has 2 exons. The coding region runs from base 159 to 1022 and encodes 287 amino acids.
UGAUUUUGUAAAAGUUGGUGACAAUUUAGUUCUCCAAUAGUAGAAAUAUAACUGUCUAAAAUGUUAACACGUGGACCAGUUAAAUAAGCUAAUCAAAAGUAACACUCUUGAAAUAUUUUUAAUCAGUGUUCUUAAGGCAGGUGCACAGUGAGCACAUCAUGAGAGUAUACAGAGACGAUGGCACUUGGUACACACCACACCUCGACGACGACGCUUUCGGAUGGAACUUCAACGACAUCAACAUCCAGGAAGACGUUUACAGCGACAUGAAGUUCAGUGUGGAAAAUCCAGAAAGUGUAGAUCUUCCUGGCGAACGAAAACGACUUACAACCCAAGACAUCGACAUGCAAACACCACGCAAAAGCCAAAUCAUAAAUUUGAUCAAUCCGUGCACGUUUGAAAGCAGAGCUUUGCUUUCCGUAGUCAACCAGUCGCUGCUCACAACACUCGACCCAAGCAUGAUCAGAACAGAUCAUUUUGUACAAAGUAGUGCGUACAAGAUGUACACUGGAGACUCAGACGGACUGAUUGUUGAAGAGAUAGACAACUACAACCGCUGCAAAAACCACAAUUUUUCGCUGCUGAUGGACAUGGUGUUGUCGGAAAAUAAGUGCGAUGUGAAGGCUAUUAGUUUUGAUAAGUAUGGGGAAUCGAACGGUGACGAAGUGGAUUCAGGGAACAACUUCAGGAGUGAGUGGGACAACCGAAAAAUGCAGAGAGUGUAUUCCUUGAAUCAUGACUGCGACAUGAUUUCUGAUCAAAUUGUGAAACUAUCGAGUGAAACGCGGGUCAGCUUGAAAACGAUGUCUGAAUUAAGAGCAGUUUUUGAGGAAGAAAAUAAGCGAGUAGAUCAAUUGAUACAGGAUGCGCAAUAUAUAGGAAAGGAGCUCCGGGAAACGAAAUUCCUGGACGAUUUAACACACCUUCUUACUGGCCAACUGGAGAAAGUUGUACUCAAAGAGGCUUCGUUUCGUAUUUUUCUGCGACCGGACGAGGGCGAAGAAAUGAACUUAAUAAUAUAAAUUAUCUAUUAUUUUGAA